Molecule: messenger RNA, 884 nt
Organism: Benincasa hispida (wax gourd)
Lineage: Eukaryota; Viridiplantae; Streptophyta; Magnoliopsida; Cucurbitales; Cucurbitaceae
Source: RefSeq, a predicted model, not a curated record
GAAAAAAAAAAAAAAAAGCCUAAAUGGCUACAACAUUCUCUUCUUUACUUUCUGCCUUUUUGCGAACUAAACCUAAACUCAUCCAAACAUCACGAACGUUGCAUCCGCGCAUUCCUUCUCAGUCCACACCGCAAACGACAGCAACCAUCUCUCCUCUCCUCCGUCUUCCUCGCCGUCAGCCCACCUCGCCGCCGCUGUUCUCCUAGCAGAAACAUUUGAAGAAAGAAUGGCAGGCAAGGCUGCCAAAUCUGUGGUGAAGGCCAUCAGCGAGUAUCAGUAUCCAUGGCAGGAGAAGUUGGCGAAAUACAAGAAUGAGUUAUCUAAAGGAGUUUGGGGUUACUGGGAACUAGGGGCAUGGAAGCCACUGGGCAUAAGUGCACGUCACCGUGCCAGACUUCGCAAGGAAGUACUUCUUGCCGGGCAGGAUUGGCCAUAUGAUCCAGAGAGGAAAGAGAUGAGAACCAAGAGGAAAGGGCACAAAUGUGAUCGUAUAGCGGCAGAAAAACGUGAAAACACUGCCAGGUUGAUGGAGAAAAUGCCAGAUAUGUUGCUUGCAUAUAAGAAGCGCCGGUGGGAGAAGAAGAUGAAGGAAGAAGAGAAGAAGAAGCAGCAGGACUGAUAUGGCUUUGUUACUUAGAUCCUGACAAUUAUAUGGUUGGUUUCUUGCUAGUUUCUCAUGCAUGGGGAUAUUGCUUUUGUUAUCAGUAUAUCACUUUGUAGUCUUUAAUAAACUUUGAUUUCAUAUUUUUGGUUAUCCUUCACAUCAUGAAGCAAAUUGAUGUUUGUAUUGAAAUACGAUAACAAAAUGAGGAAGAAUUAGAGCACUCCCGUAGUUUUUUUUUUUACAAAAUACUUUGAAGUGAAUGAACAAGAUAUUGAGGAAU